Chaetura pelagica (chimney swift) is the source of this 2206-nucleotide messenger RNA. RefSeq names its product Dab, mitogen-responsive phosphoprotein, homolog 2 (Drosophila) (gene DAB2). The coding region runs from base 77 to 2206 and encodes 709 amino acids. Gene Ontology annotation, cellular component: plasma membrane. NCBI's taxonomy places the organism in Eukaryota, Metazoa, Chordata, Aves, Apodiformes, Apodidae. The transcript is spliced from 12 exons. The record is from RefSeq and is a predicted model, not a curated record. Gene Ontology annotation, biological process: positive regulation of endocytosis; receptor-mediated endocytosis; negative regulation of canonical Wnt signaling pathway.
GUAAAAUUUUAAAUCUUCCUACUAAUUAUUUUGAUUUUUAAAAACCACAGCAAAAAUAGCUGGCCAUCACUUCAUCAUGUCUACUGAAGAUGAAACUAGUACUAUCAACAUCCCACCUGAGCAACAGACUCCACCGAAAGCACAAAAUUCAAAGAAAGAAAAAAAAAAAGGACCCGAAAAGACUUAUGAAUCUCUCUUGGGCAGAUUCAAAGGUGAUGGUGUAAGAUACAAAGCUAAACUGAUUGGCAUUGAUGAUGUACCAGAGGCAAGAGGAGACAAAAUGAGUCAGGAUUCAAUGAUGAAACUGAAGGGAAUGGCAGUGGCAGCUCGUUCCCAGGGUCAUCACAAACAGAAGAUCUGGGUGAACAUCUCCCUCUCUGGUAUCAAGAUAGUAGAUGAGAAAACUGGGGUCAUAGAGCAUGAACAUUCAGUAAACAAAAUCUCCUUUAUUGCUCGGGAUGUAACAGACAAUCGUGCUUUUGGCUAUAUAUGUGGAGGAGAAGGCCAGCAUCAAUUUUUCGCUAUAAAAACAGCACAACAGGCUGAGCCUCUAGUUGUUGAUCUUAAGGACCUUUUUCAACUAAUAUAUAAUAUGAAGAAGAAGGAGGAAGAUGACAAGAAAAAGGAAGGUAGUGAAGCACUACCUGCUGAUGAAGCUGACAAAAUGAAACUGGGAGUUGACCAGAUGGAGUUGUUUGGGGAUAUGUCGACACCUCCUGAUAUGAGCAGUCCCACAGAAGCUAAAGAGAUUCUGUUAGUGGAUCUAAAUUCUGAAAUUGAGACCAAACAGACUUUUACAAAAGAGGACUUCUUCUCGAAUGACAUCGCAACCCCUCUUCCACAACCAAAGCUGCAGACACGCUUCUUGUCUGAGAGUUCUUUCUCUGCCAGUCUCACCUUCUUUCCCACACCUAAUCCAGACCCUUUCCGUGAUGAUCCUUUUGCACAGCCACAACAAUCAACACCUUCAUUUGAUUCUCUGAAAUCUGCUGAUCAGAAGAAGGAAACUCUGAGUACCUUGGCAUCGGUGGGUAAUGGUACUUCAAAUGGUGAUAUUGACUACUUUGGUAAACAGUUUGACCAGAUUUCUAAUAGAACUGGCAAACAAGAAGCACUGACAAGCCAGUGGCCACUUGAGAGUAAGUCUCCUGCAGCAAGAACGCUAAAUGGGGUACCCGAGAGAGAACAGAAUGGCUUUCUUAAAGGCCCAUCAAACCUGUGUGUGGAAGGUCCUUCCAAAGAAGUAUCUCUGCAGAAUGGAGUAAAGCUGGAUUCUGAAAGCAAUUUCCAGCUCAUGCCACAUGAGUCUAUAACAAUUAGCCCACCACCACAAAGUACCAAGCCAGGAAGAGGAAGGAGGUCUGUCAAGACUGCAUCAAGUGAUUUAUUUAGCUCAGACUUCUUUGUGACAAGUGCAGAGAACCUUAACUCGACCCCAGUGUCACAAACCGGAUCUGUGUCUUCUAGUCCACUGGACCUCUUCAAAACAAAUCCUACUGUAGCACCUCCAUUGGCUGGUCUAGGUGGCUUGUCAAUAACUUCAUCACCAUGGAGUGUACAGGCACCUGUCUUCACUCAGAAGGCAUCAGUCUUUCCUGGGUCUAUGAUGUCUGCUCAGCCUACAGGAUUUACUCAACCACUUGCCUUUGGCACUCAAGCACCUCCAAGCUGGAACCAGCCUCCAUCUUUUACUCCAGCAGCUACUCAGUCCUCUGGUCUCUGGGCACAGCCAGCACAAGUUCCAUCUAGUCCAUGGGCACAGCCACCUAGUGCUGGAAAUCCUUUCCAGAGUAGUGUGUUCCCAUCUUCAAUGCUGCCUGCUCAGACACCAUCUGUACUGCCCUCUGUGUCAACAACAACUAGCCCACCUCAGCCACCACCUAGAACUGUACCUCAGAAAGAGCUCUCCAAGAAAGAGAGUGAUGCUUUUAUUGCUUUGGAUCCACUUGGCGAUAAAGAGAUGAAGGAUGUCAAGGAAAUGUUCAAAGACUUCCAGCUGACAAAGCCACCUGCAGUACCAGCAAGAAGAGGAGAGCAGCAGAGCAUUUCAGAACCACCAAAGCCUGUUCCCCGACAAAGUGUUUUGCCAGCUGAUAGCCUGUUUGAAAGUGAAGAUACACCAGACCAUUCCAAUGACUCAUCUAAGGAAUCUCAGAAACCAUCUUAUGAUCCUUUUGGUGAUCCUUUCGGCAACCCAUUUGCAUAG